This is a messenger RNA of Arvicanthis niloticus (Nile rat), 4069 nucleotides long. RefSeq names its product transcription termination factor 1 (gene Ttf1). Gene Ontology annotation, cellular component: nucleolus. Lineage: Eukaryota; Metazoa; Chordata; Mammalia; Rodentia; Muridae. Gene Ontology annotation, molecular function: chromatin binding. The record is from RefSeq and is a predicted model, not a curated record. Gene Ontology annotation, biological process: termination of RNA polymerase I transcription.
CUUCCGCCUCACAACACUUCCGGGUUGGAAGAAGAGUGCUACGUUAUCCCAGGGAAUAGAAUGGAAGGGGGCACAAGAAAAUUUAAGACCCACACCACAACUUUGUUCAAGAAAAAGAAAUGGUCUUCUGUGUCUGAAAAAAGACCUCAGAAAUGGCCCUCUCAACACUUGGAGAGUGAGCAGCCUCCGGUGUCUGUGCUGGGGAAGAGGAAGAGGGAGUCCCAGAAACCAGCCCAGGAGAGCUUGGAACCAGCCCAAGAGAGCUUGGAGAGUGAGUGGCCUCAAAAAGCCAAGAGGAAGAAGAGAAGGAGGGAAUCCCAGAUACCAGCCCAGGAGAGCUUGGAGAGCGAGCAGCCUCCAGUGUCCGUGCUGGGGAAGAGGAGGAGGGAGUCUCAGACAUCAGCCCAGGAGAGCUUGGAGAGUGAGCAGCCUCCAGUGUCCAUGCUGGGGAAGAGGAGGAGGGAGUCUCAGACAUCAGCCCAGGAGAGCUUGGAGAGUGAGCAGCCUCCAGUGUCCAUGCUGGGGAAGAGGAGGAGGGAGUCUCAGACAUCAGCCCAGGAGAACUUGGAGAGCCAGCAACCUCGGAAAGCCAAGAGGAAGAAGAAGAAGAAAAAGAAGGAGUCCCAGCAGCUUACUUCUUCCCUUCUGAAAAAUUCAGAAACCUUCCAUAAAGCUAAGAAGACCAUUUCUGCCCACAAAAAGAAAAAGAAUAGUGUUUGGGAGGUGGAUGUGGAAACUGGGGUCAUCCUUAUAGAUAAGGAGAACAUGGAGAACCUGCUACAGACUUCUAGAAAGGAUGUGGAUAUUGUUUAUGUUGAUAUGAGCAAGGGACAAAGGUCAGCCAGAGUGGAUGAAACAGAAGAGCUGCCCACUGCUGCACCCAAGGAGCAUGACUGGCGAGAGCUGCACAGUGAUGUCAGGAGCAAAAAGAAUCAAAAGCACCCCCAGAAAGGUGUACCCUGGGAUGCUGUCCAGGGAAGCCAGCCUGAGAGUAUCUCCCUGUCCCAGUCAGAGUCCUUGUCUUCUGUGGAUCUAGAAGGCAGAAGCACAAAAGCAGCAGUGUUUUGUAAAAAGAAGUCUAAAAAACCAGUGUUCAGGAACCAGGAAUUGGAGACCGUCCCCGAGAGUCUUGAUAGCUCGGAGGCUAUCUCUGAGAGUCUUGAUAGUACACACCAUGGAGGAGUAGUUGGGCCUGGAGAAGAAGGUGAGAGCAUCAAAGAAUCCCACAGUAUCAAGAAAAAGUCCAAGAAAAAGAAGCACACAUCCAUUGCUCUUGCCACCUCUAGUGACAGUGUCUCGGUGCUAGACAGCAAGACUGAGAAUGCCCUCAUGGACACAUCAGAAGGUAGUGGUACUUUGAGGGAAGAGGACGUGGACCACAGCCCAACAGAGGCAGAAGCCCAGGCUUGUUCCACCAAGAAGCACAGGGAAGAGAUGCAGAGGUUAGAACCUACCCGUGAAGAAGAAAGCAGUUUGGAGUCAGCUAGCAAUUCUGCAACAAGAUAUGUAUGUGAGGACAGGAGAGAAUCUGAGGAGUUGGAUGUGGAUUUGGGCUCUGCAGUGAGACAGCUCCAAGAGUUCAUUCCUGACAUACAGGAAAGGGCAGCCACCACGAUCAGACGCAUGUAUCGAGAUGACCUAGGGCGCUUCAAAGAAUUUAAGGCACAAGGUGUGGCUAUUAGAUUUGGCAAGUUUUCUGCUAAAGAAAAUAAACAAAUAGAGAAAAAUGUGCAGGAUUUCCUGUCCCUGACUGGAAUUGAGAGUGCGGACAAGCUGCUGUACACGGACAGAUACCCAGAGGAGAAGUCUCUGAUCACCAACCUAAAACGGAAGCAUGCCUUCAGACUGCACAUUGGGAAGGGCAUCGCUCGGCCCUGGAAGCUUGUGUACUAUCGUGCAAAGAAGAUAUUUGAUGUGAAUAACUACAAAGGCAGGUACAAUGAAGAAGAUACUAAGAAGCUGAAGGCAUACCAUUCCCUCCAUGGAAAUGACUGGAAAAAGAUUGGGGCCAUGGUAGCCCGAAGUAGCCUCUCAGUUGCCCUCAAGUUCUCUCAGAUUGGUGGUGAUAGAAACCAUGGUGCUUGGAGUAAGGCAGAAACCCAGAGGCUAAUCAAGGCUGUGGAGGACGUGAUCCUAAAGAAGAUGUCUCCCCAGGAGUUAAGAGAACUAGAUUCUAGACUCCAGGAAGACCCUGAAGGUCGCCUGUCCAUUGUCCGGGAAAAACUCUACAAGGGCAUAUCGUGGGUGGAAGUGGAAGCCAGAGUGGAGACCCGGAACUGGAUGCAGUGCAAAAGUAAGUGGACAGAGAUUCUUACCAAAAGGAUGACCCAUGGUGGGUUCGUGUACCGUGGUGUCAAUGCUCUACAGGCCAAAAUCACCCUUAUUGAAAGGUUGUACGAACUAAAUGUGAACGAUGCUAAUGAAAUAGAUUGGGAAGACCUGGCUGGUGCCAUAGGGGAUGUCCCUCCACCUUUUGUUCAGGCAAAAUUUUAUAAGCUGAAAGCUGCCUGCGUUCCCUUUUGGCAGAAAAAGACUUUUCCAGAAAUCGUUGGUUACUUAUAUGAGCACAGUCUGCCUUUGCUGAAAGAAAAGUUAGACAAGAAGAUGGAGAAAAAAGACAGUCAGAUCCAAACGCCCUCUGCUCCCAAACAAGAUUUCCUGUUCAAAGACAUCUUUCAUUGUGAUGAUGACAGCGAUGAAGGGGGCUCAGAGGAGCCCAGCUCCUCUGAUGUGCAGUGACUGGAUCUUCUCUUCCCUCACACUGCUCUCUGCUCCCUUGGACCUCUGUUGCACACUGGCCAUAGGCCCUGCUUGCAUAUGACGCCUCUCCCAUGCUGGGCACCGAGUUCUCAUGGUAUUUUGCUGGAGGACUUGUGUUCUUCCUAGAAGCCCAGCUGUUAGCCUUGGAAGAGUCUGUCAGCUGGAGCACAGCCCCCACUGGAUUCUCAGGACUGGAUGAAAGGGUUGCCCUUUGGUCAGUCAGGAGAGUUAAACCAACUGUAGGUGUUUCAGAGAGAGAACUUAGGGCUUAGGUAACAAAAAGUUUUCUGCAAGAUCUAUGCAUGGUGAUGUAUACUAAGCACUGUGGGGUUAGACAAAGGGGUCACAGGAUCGAGGUCAGCCUGGGCUACAUAGUUCCUCAAGCAUACACACACAAAAUGAGAUGCUGGAACAUCCUUCAAAAGGAGAAGUGCAUUGUCCAGAGAGUGGACAGGCACUGCAGAGCAGCUCUAACUCUGCAGUCCACAACUUCCCUGUGUUCCUCCCAGCUGUUCCCCAUUCCCAGCCCAGCUGCUGUUGCUGCCGCUGCCCUGCAGAGAAAUGUGUCCAUGUGUGACCCUUAGAAGAACACUGCUGCAAGGGAGUCUGGGAUGCCAAGUGUUCAGACUUCUGUCUUAUCUGUUCUGGAGAGACAGAGAAAGGAAAAUGUGGCUAAUGAUACAGUAUACUGCUGUCUUCGUUGGUGCCACUUGGCAAUCUACUGUCCCCUGAAAACUCUCAGAUAUUAUUUCUGUGGCACCAUUAGAAGAUAGGCUAAACCAGCCACCGUGAGAAGGAAGCACACUAACAGGCUUCUGCUUGCUAUGUGCCCAGCACUUCCACAGAUGUACAGAUAACAGAGGAAUCAAGUGGAGCACACUAAUGCACCCAACAUUCACAUGGGGCAGGAGGAUUGGGAGUUCAAAGCGGUCCUUACCAAUAGCAGAUUCUAGGCCAGCCUGGGCUAUAGGUGACUGUCUCGAACAAACACAGGGAUAAAACAUUGUGUAGAUGCUGUUAUUUUACUACAUGAUUCUCUACCCAGCUCCUCCUGUCCCUCAGGCAUUCUAGUCUCUGUGCUAACAGGACUAAAUUUCUCCUACAAAAAUAAUAGUACUAAUGUAUAAACCAGUUCUCUGUUUAUAAUAGAGAAAAAAUGAAUUAUUCCUUAACAGGAAGUAUGGUUCUAGAAUGGAAUAUUAUAUGGUAAAUUAAAGUGACUACAAUAGAUCUGGUUGACAUGAAAGUAUAUUUUUGUGAAGUAUUUCAAAAGAAUAUAUAUUUUCUCAGUUUUAUAAAAAUGGAAAAU